Molecule: messenger RNA, 6688 nt
Organism: Ixodes scapularis (black-legged tick)
Lineage: Eukaryota; Metazoa; Arthropoda; Arachnida; Ixodida; Ixodidae
Product: bone morphogenetic protein receptor type-2
Exons: 11
Coding region: 195-2819 (874 amino acids)
Biological process (GO): protein phosphorylation; BMP signaling pathway; cellular response to growth factor stimulus
Cellular component (GO): signaling receptor complex; plasma membrane
Molecular function (GO): ATP binding; transforming growth factor beta receptor activity
Source: RefSeq, a predicted model, not a curated record
GCCUUUGUUUCCGGGUUCUCCUUGCAGAAGCGGUCCAGUCUUUUGAUCGGCCGUCUCAGCUGCUGUGCGCCUACUCGCGCCAGUCCACAGUCAAGAUCUACAGGGUGGGAGGGGUGCCAGCUGUGUCCUACAAGGAGAGCAGCAAUGGACUGGACGAGGACGCGCGACACGGCGGCAGCAGUGCAGAGCAGAACAUGGCCACCGGUGAACUGCUCGACUCCAACACAACCGAACGCUGUCCCCGCAACUCCCACUUCUGCUACUCCCUCUGGCAGGAGGACCCGGUCAACAAGACGAUCAUCGUUGUCACUCAGGGUUGCUGGGGGACAUCAGGGGAAGUGGACUGCCAGUCAUCAAACUGCACCUCCACCAAGAAGCCUUCCAAGGUGCUCAACAACACCAUGUUCUGCUGCUGUUUGGGGGACUUCUGCAACGUCAAUGUCACCGAUGGUUAUGUGCCUUCGGACGACGACAACACGGAGAUAGACCUUCCAGAGCAGUUGAGGGCAGAGCAGGGCAACCAGACGAUCAUGGUCAUCGUGGUGGUCUGCGCCCUGGUGACAGUGUUCUUCGCUGCCGUUGCUCUCGUGGCGUAUCGCUGCAUGGUCGUCCCUCGGUUCAAGCCGGGGCUCGACUCAGCCCAUCUGAUGGAGGCACCGCAGAUGCAGUCUCCCACCCUAGACCUGGACAGCCUCAAGAUGCAGGAAAUGAUUGGGAAGGGGCGCUAUGGCACCGUGUGCAAGGGAUCCCUCAACGACCGUACCGUGGCCGUCAAGAUCUUUGCUCAGCAUCAUCACUUGUACUAUGCCAACGAGAAGGACAUCUACAAGCUGUUCCGCAUGGACUACCCGUUUCUGCCCCGGCUGAUUGGGGCAGACGAACGGGUGGGACCCGAAGGGCGGCGAGAGUGGCUGCUGGUGCUCACGUAUGCGCCAAGGGGCAGCCUCCAGAGCCAGCUCAGAAUGGGCACCAUUGACUGGGCGGGCCUCUGCCGCAUGGCGCAGUCCAUCACCAGGGCCUUGGCAUUCCUGCACGGCGAAGAAAAGAACAAGCCUUGCAUAGCACAUCGAGAUCUCACAUCACAGAACGUUCUGGUCAAGGACGAUGGCAGCUGUAUGCUUUGCGAUUUUGGCUUUGCCAUCCGUAUCUCAGGCUCCAAGUACAUCCGCAAUGGGGAGGAGCAGCACGCUGAGACCAACUCUCUCGCGGAGGUGGGAACUCUCAGGUACAUGGCUCCCGAGGUGCUUGAAGGGGCACUCAACCUACGGGACUGUGAGUCCUCGCUGAAGCAAGUGGACGUCUACGCGCUAGGAUUGAUCCUUUGGGAAAUUGCAACGCGCUGCUCUGAUCUCUAUCAAGGCAUGAAUGUGCCAGAAUACAAGAUGCCGUACGAAGCCGAGGUGGGGGUGCACCCCAGCACGGAGCAGAUGCAAGUGCUGGUGGCGAGGCACAAGGCACGGCCUCUCUUCCCAGACAUCUGGAAGGCCAGCAAUCCGGCUGUGAGAGCUCUUAAGGAAACCAUAGAAGAUUGUUGGGACCAAGACGCCGAAGCUCGCCUCACUGCGGUGUGCGUUGAGGAGAGGCUGAAUGAACUGCCCAUGCUCUGGGACAGGCACAAGGCAGGCAUCAGCGUCACCGGAGUGAGCCCCACCAUCAACCCGACGUCGGCGCACCACCACCCGAGGUCCGGGUUCUCCUCCCUACUGGGCUGCGGGCCCCUGGGGCCCUGCUCGAUCCAGAACAGCACUGAGCGGAGUGAGGCCACGGCCGAGACCCCGCUCUCCCCGAGCAGCCCCGGGGUGCGCCAGCUGGCCGACAAAAACAGUACAGCGGCCAACAAUCACCACAACCGCAGCAACCUCGCCCCAACCGCAGUCUCGGUGCCACUACAACCGCACCAGGGACGCAACCCCUGCCUGGAACGCAACCUCAUGGUGGAACCCGUGGAGGAGAUCUCCGUGAGUGGGAACACGCUGCUCGACCAGGACUCGAGGAGCCUGCUGCCUUACGCCGCUCUGCUGGGUGGAGUGAGCAUGGGCAACCGUCUUGUGGGGAAUGGACUCGGGAGCAUUGGACUCGGUAGUAAUGGACUCGUGAGCAACGGGCUCGUGAGCAAUGGGCUUGUGGCCAACAGGCCUGCAGGCAGUGGACUAGUGGGCAACGCAGACUCGUCGUUGUCUUCGCCGGCCACUUCUUCGGCGACUGCCGCCACGACGGCCGAGGACAACAGCGCCUUGGUGUUAGGAGAUGUGCUGGCACAGACCACGCGGGCCUACCACCCGAUCCCUUAUGUGCAAAAUGCGGUGCACGUCUCUACGGUCAUCCCCAAGCAGCCCAACUUGCCGGGGAACGGUCACAAAAUACUCGGCUUGCCCAAAAAAGUGGAAAAGAAGCGCUUCAGGGGAAUGUUCUGGAAGCCCAAGGCGAGCCCAGCAGCCGAAGGCGGUCUGAGGCGGGGCCUGCGGAACCUCUUUGAGUGGAAGCCGAGGGAGGACGCGGGCCGCGCCGGCAACGCCAAGUCGGACAAUGCCAGACCGCCGGAGAAGUUCCCGGUCAACACGGAGGUGCAGAUGGUAGAAGGGAGCUGCCGUGUAAGGUCUCUGCCGCCGAUUACCCCUGUGGCCGAGAACGAGACGUCGCCGCUCCUGCAGAGCAAGGACAUAAACGACAACUGCCGAGAAACGGAGGAAGACAGGGUUUCGCGACCAACCACGUUACCGCUACGCAUGUGCCUUCCGGUAUCCAAAGGGUCUGUGGCGGACGACGGCAGCAAGGAGUUGUCUGCCGGUUUGCAGCGGGUCUGCAUCGAGGACGCCUGAGGGCGAACCGCCUGCCGUCGCUUUGUCCGCCGCCUUUUGUGGAACUGCCGCGGGUCUUGCCCUCGCUUGCCGCAACCCAAAGCUGUUUCCCGGGUUUACGAAAGACAUGUCGCCGGCUGGCCAUGCACCCUCAAGACGUGCCACUUUGGGUUGUGGCAGAAUACAGAUGUGACGGGAUGCAAUUGUGUCUUGAUGGUAAAAGACAAGAAAAAUGGCCAAUUUGCUUCGGGUUUUAGGCAGGAAAUACUCGAGGUAGCUAUCUUGAUACCCAUAUGGACAAGUGAGCCUUUUGUAACAGUGGACUGAGGUUACGCAUGUUUGAUUGCCUGAAACCUCCUUACCUCGGUAAGCCGCAACUAGCUUAAUUAUAAUUCCAGUUGCUAGAAGUAGACUGUAGUAGUGUUUUCGUCAGUUUGCAGGCAUUAUAAAUGUUUUUACUCGGCAAAAGCACAAGUGAGCAUUUGCAUGCCUUUGGAUGUUGGCAUGUGACGUGUAGUAUUUAUGAGUGUGCAUUUUAUUUCUUGGCUCUGUAGUUACAAACUUGUUAAAGAUUUUUUUUUUUGGAAACUCCCCUGAGAAGCUGAGUGGAGGGUGAAAGUUUCCAUGGCAGAAAUUACUUGGAGCAGGGAGGCAACAAAGUGAAUGUGGCUGACAUGGUAAAGUGGUGCACUGUCUUUGAUAAUUUGUAGUUGUGUUGUUUGAAAUAACAUGCCAAUUGAAAACCGAGACGUACGGAGCCACAUUCCAUAAGGAGGCAAUAAAUGGCCAUGGGUGGUGCAUCUGGGAAGACGAGAGAAUGUUGAUUCAAUAGGCUAUUGAAGUCUUUUACGGAUGAGAUUGAGACUCUCACAAGAGAAAGAAAAUUGGUCUUGUGAAUACCAGAUAAUACUGCAUCCAUGAAAGUUCCACUUCAGAGGCAAAAUGUGCAAUCCUUAGAUCAAAAUAAGCAUGAUAGAAGCUCAUAUUGUGGUAGAAGUAAAAUCCCUAAUGCAUUACUUAUUUUUAGAUGAGAAAGGGAGGGGGGAGACAUUUGUGACUUAUUUAAUUUUUGAAAUGUUGUGUUCCAUGGAGCAUAGUUGCCUUCGUAUUUUUAAAGAUGUAUUUACUGGGGCUUCCAGAAAAAUGGAAUUAAUGAAAAAAAGAAAAAACUCACUGGCUUACUUUUCUUUUUCUAUUUUUAUUAAUGAGGAGACAUUCAUUUUCUUUUUAGUACAUUAGACAUCAGUAACAGCUGUUGGCAAGAUUGUACAUAAGUCUUGACAGAAAAUGCCAUCAAGAUUUGAACAUGAAAAAUUGUGUUUAGUCAGCCAAGAAAAAAAAGAAGAGUUAGUAAAAGAGCUUGUUGGUCAGGAAACAUUCAUAUCAACCAAUGGAAUUUAAAAAAUGUAUGACUAUGCACAGUGUCGGUAAACUGUUUGCUUGUUUGCCUUUACACUAGCAGCCGUGAGUUAGUGCUUUGCGCUUUGCAAGUAAUUUUUCAGUAUAUCGGGGAAAUAUAAAAACAUGAAACUCAAAGCAUGACUUCGUAGAACAUGAGGUUGGGAGCACGAAAGAGUAUGGACAAGUACGAAGUAUUGCACUUAUGUCUGUGAUUACACAUACCAUUUCACUUAUUCUUGGGCAGGGUUGCAAUUGCCGACACUUCUGCUACCUUCACAGGCUCCCGUCUUCCCAGUGUAUCUCGGUGCACCAGGCCACAAGCUGCCGAGUCUGCGUAGUCAUCCAAACAUAAAACGAGUCGAAGCCAGGUUUGCCUAACAUGAUUCAGGGUCUAAUCAUUGCUGCCACAUCGAUGCAAAUGAACCUUUUCCUUACAAUGACUAGUGGCAGGCGUGCGUACCUCCCCAAACUGGCACUGCCAGUUUAAAUAGCAGCCUACAUAAGUGUCGUUUGCUAUUUUGCCUGCCCCUAUUUCUUUUGAAGCACACACGAGCCUUUUCUGCUGGGUGAGACGGGAGCACGUGCAGGCACGCGAAACUUUUCGCAAAGUGUUCGUGGGCCCAGAAAGUGCAGGUACUGAUUGGCAGGUUUGCACGUGUUGUGCUGUUAAGACUCUGAGCUCAAGGGGACUUACCUUUGCCCAGUCCUUGUUUGUUUUAUUUACCGUUACUACUGCUAUCUCUGACCAGUCUGUUUAGUUGACAGCUCUAGCUUUUAACUAACUGUCAGGUAAUAAACCCCACGUGUAGACGCUUUACGACCAAAUGCCAGGAUGCAUGUCUGGCUGUCAGGUUUGUCAAACCCAGAGUCAACGUCGAAUGUCUGCACAGCCGUGGCAGUUCCCAAUGUCUAGUUGUCAUAGCGGUGGCACAGUGUGGUGGUGCUUUGUACAUAGAAUGUAUAAAUUUUUUUUAAAUAUUUUGUUCUUCUCAAGCUUCCUGAGCAAGAAAACGAACAGAGGACAAUGUAGAGCAGGAAGGAAGUCUUAAAGCUGUGAUAACCGUGCGAUAGGUUUUUCAAAGGUAUGCCAAGGAAUGGCGAAAAAUGGACCAGUAUAGGAUGCCGUCUGCCUGUGAGCAGUCAAACCAGCCACAAACAAAACACAAUCUGAGCAGAGAAGUGAUAUUAUUAUGGUACUAGGUCAUGCUGUUCAGAUUUUUUAAAGGCCUUGCAGGACUGUGCGCAUGACAAGGACACUGCCAUGAACAUGAAACUCUCCACUGGAGUACAUGUUCCUCACCAGGUUUGGCUGGAAUGCUUGAGGCGGUGCUCCUUGCCAGAACAUGCCUAUCUCCAAGAGGAUCACAAGCAGUCAAAGCAGAGGCUAUGUGACAAAAACACUUUGCUCGUGUUCUGCAUGGGUUGUGUGCUAUGUGCAUAAGGAACACAAUCAAUACAAUUGGAUGUUGCUAGAAUCACUCUACAUAUGUUGUAGCUCAACAAAUUUCACAUUCUGCAGCAUUUUAUCGCACAUCAAGUAUCACAAAUUUAUUUUCAGAAUAAGACUGAAACUGUCUUGUUAUUCUAGCAACACGGAUUACACAUAACCAGAGCACUAGGCAAAAAUUUCUAGAGCAACAGUUUGUUCGAGCCCUUACGGCACUCCUAAAUUGCCGGCGGUCGUUCACACCAGUCGUUGGACGGUGCUGGGUUCUAGUUUUGUACCUCCAAGGAAUAUAGCCAAAAAGAACUGCAAGAGGCAAGAAGAAAAGUCAUUUUUACGGUGGUGAUGUACAUAAAGACAUGAGCGAUGUGUUCAAGAAUGCGGUGGAUUGUUUUGAGGUCAAACUAAGCGAGUCUGUGUCUGGCCCGUUUGUAUGCAGUGUGCUUGGGAGCGUGUUGACCAGUGUCUGGAUGUAUAGUCAGGUUUGUUCAGGUUGCUUUACUUUUUCACUCUCGAGUUUUGUAUGGCAGGAUGAGGUCUGGGUUAAUUGCGCGUCUAGGUUGUCUUUUGAGGUUCACAGUACUGUUUCGCUUGUUUUGGCAAUCUUUUUUUUUUCUUUUUCUGUGAAUAUAGGAUUAGGUCAAAUUUAGUAGUGCAAUGUUUUUAGUAUUUUUGUUACCUGUGCUGUCAGGCUGCUGGCUAUUUCGCAUGCACGCUUGCAUCUCUUGGACAUUUCGAAACCGGGAUCCACAUCAUAGUAAUGUGCUAGUGCAGUGUCUAGUAAUACGAGCCAGUUUCAUCCUCUAGGACCAACUCGGCACGUUUUCCCUGUCCCUACACUAGGUACCAAAAGACAGUACAGUGCCCAAAAGUGCCAAUGCUUUAUAGAUUGUCUCCAUCUUUUCUUCUUCUAUAGCUGCACUGCAAUGAAGGAAAUUUUGUAAUUAGCAGUUUAUUUAUACAUGGCUUAUUGGUGUACCUCACACAGUCUGACAUUUAUGACAGUGUUGUAUCUUGGUCAAUAAACAGUUUUUGAUGUUCAAAA